Cannabis sativa is the source of this 346-nucleotide messenger RNA. RefSeq lists its product as uncharacterized. The transcript is spliced from 2 exons. The record is from RefSeq and is a predicted model, not a curated record. NCBI's taxonomy places the organism in Eukaryota, Viridiplantae, Streptophyta, Magnoliopsida, Rosales, Cannabaceae. The annotation marks the transcript as partial.
AAAUGGACAAAAGUUCUGAAAACUGGAGCUAUUGAAGCCAAGUUCAUGGGCGUUGAUCUCAGCACUAUCAUGUUCACUAUGGAAAGAGGACAAGAUGUUUCAGAGUUGAAAGAGUUUGUGUUGGGUCAAGCAGAGGCAUAUGAGGUGAAAAUUGGGGAUCAAGUUUUUCGAAGGCCUGGAGAUCUUCCAUUAGAGGAGGUUAUUGAGGAGCUCCAGAAGAAGAAGACAACGCAGAAUGAUGGAAAUGUGAAAGAGGAAUUAUAGUUAUCUUACUUAAGUAUUGUUAGGUUGAUUUAGUUUGAUUAGCUACGCACUUUCUUUCUUAAGUAUCUUACUGUUACAUAUU